Messenger RNA from Meloidogyne enterolobii, 1155 nucleotides. Lineage: Eukaryota; Metazoa; Nematoda; Chromadorea; Rhabditida; Meloidogynidae. The record is from the annotation of a GenBank genome assembly.
AUGACUAAAGUUCAUUAUUGCAAACGUCCAGACAACAAUACAAAGUCGUGUAAGGCGCGUGGUUCUGACUUGCGUGUUCACUUCAAAAACACGCAUGAGACUGCUAGAGCGGUCAAAGGGAUGCCAUUGAAAAGAGCCAUUCGCUUUUUGGAGAAUGUUAAGGAAAAGAAGGAGAUUGUUCCUUUUCGUCACUUCAAUGGUGGUGUUGGACGGAAGGCGCAGGCUAAAGCCUGGGGUACAACUCAGGGACGCUGGCCAAAGAAGUCUGCGGAAUUUCUCUUACAACUCUUGCGAAAUGCUGAAAGCAAUGCUGAGGUUAAAGGACUCGAUGUUGACCAUCUUGUGAUUGACCAUAUUGUGGUGCAAGCUGCAGCAAAAAUGCGCAGACGCACAUAUAGGGCUCAUGGACGUAUAAACCCUUAUAUGAGCUCGCCUUGCCAUAUUGAAGUCAUCUUAACUGAGAAGAAGGAAAUCGUUUCUAAGCCUGCUGGAGCAAUUGUUAAGGUGAAGAAGGAGUCUAAGAAAAAACAGCGACGACAAUUGGCCCGUGGCGAAUACUAAAUGGAAGGUGGAUUUAUUUUUCAGAAAAUGUUAUGUUGUUAUUGAGGCUUGUUGAUAAAAAUUAAAUUUAUUAAGUUUUUUAGUUCUGGUAAUAAUUUUAAAGUUUUAGAACAGAGUGGGAACGGCACACGACCUUGAACGGAACUCGUUACUCCUCGACAUAAUCUCAAAAAUUUUAACGGAAAUUUUCUUUUCAUUUCUUUGAUAUACUGCCCAUUUUUUCUAAAAAAUUUUACGGCAUUCCCAAUUUUAAAUGGAGUCCUUUGAUAUCUUUCAGGGUAUUGAGCUAAAAUAAUUUAAAUGUAAAUCAAGAUUUGGUAUUAGCUUAUUGUUAGUUUCCCAUUAAAAUAGGUCAUUUUACGAAAUAAUAUUCAUUGUUUUCUUUUAAAAGCUCUUUUUUAUUCCUUUAAGUUUUUUAUUUUCUAUUUGAUACUUUCCCAUUAAAUCAACCCCUCAUUGUCAGCUUUUCUUAAAUCCUAUCAGUUAGGCUUUCUACUGCGUUCAUUACUAAUAUAUUUACAUUUUAUCUACUUCCUACUCUUUCAAACUCAGCUCAUCCUUCCUUGUUUUUAAUCCUUUGCCCAUUUAUGAAUA